AAAAAGGAAUUGGUGUAGUGAAAUUAGGGUUUGCAACAACGGUGAGAAAUGAACUUCCGCAGCAUUCUGAUUAGGGCUUCCGGUUAUCCUCAACUCUGGAAGAGGGCAUGUACAACGGUCGCUGCUCCGUUGUCGGCUGAUCUAUGCGAAGGAGAUUCCAAGAAGGCGAAGGCGGCCUCAAGGAAGCGGGAGAAGGAGAAGAUGUUUGAGAAGCUGCAGUCUCUCACUGGUGAAUACUUAGAUCUCAUAACGAAACAGCAAAAGGAGAAGAGAACUUCGUUGUCUGUGGCGGAUCUCGCCGGCUGGGCGAAGCGUCUUUUCAAGGACGGGAAACUUGAUCAUGCUCUUGAGAUCUACGGGUGGAUGGAGAAAAAGAAGAUGAAAUUUUCUGCCUCACAGUUUGCAGAUUAUGUGGAAGUUGUGGGUGAUUUGAAAGGCUUCGAAGCUGCUAAGGAAGUGUUUUACAGAAUAGACCCAGAGUUCAACCAGAUGGACCUUGAUGCCAAGAAUUUGCCAGCUUUCUUGAUGCUCGUGAGGUUUGACGCAUUGGCCUUCGAAGAUCCUGUUGCUGAGAGACGUCGUGAACAUUUUCUUGUUGGGAGACGUGGUGAAUAUGCUAUGUUUGAGAAACGUGGUCGUAGAGGACUGCCUUCCCUAGAGGAUGAGGAUCCUUUACCUCUUAGACGAUAUUGAUGGUAAUGCUAUAUAAUGGCGUCAUAAUGGAAUGUGUCUUAUUGAAUAAAGCACGCACUGAAUCCUUGUAUUUCUUCUUUCUUAAUGGUUGUGUCUCUUCCUUACUUUGUAUCUUUGUCGGAAAUGCUUUUAUCCAACCAGCAGCUGUUGAUUAUUA
Molecule: messenger RNA, 850 nt
Organism: Arabidopsis lyrata subsp. lyrata
Lineage: Eukaryota; Viridiplantae; Streptophyta; Magnoliopsida; Brassicales; Brassicaceae
Product: pentatricopeptide repeat-containing protein At1g02370, mitochondrial
Exons: 2
Coding region: 49-693 (214 amino acids)
Source: RefSeq, a predicted model, not a curated record